Nelumbo nucifera (sacred lotus) is the source of this 3053-nucleotide messenger RNA. RefSeq names its product ATP-dependent protease La (LON) domain protein. Gene Ontology annotation, biological process: protein ubiquitination. The record is from RefSeq and is a predicted model, not a curated record. Gene Ontology annotation, cellular component: Cul4A-RING E3 ubiquitin ligase complex. Lineage: Eukaryota; Viridiplantae; Streptophyta; Magnoliopsida; Proteales; Nelumbonaceae.
AUCUUCGUGGGAAGAGAACGUUUACUCUGAUCCCUGUAUCUGAUCUAGUACGUUUCACUAUUCACAUCUUGCCAGGUGCCGUGAUGCUGCCCCCUUUGCGAUAGAUCCUCCCCAACUCACGGCUGGAAUGGUAGCAGCAGCACCAAUGACAACCCGCUUCCGGAACCGGAGGCAGGCUAGAAAAUACGAACCGUCGAUAGACUCCAUCUCUCGACACUUCCAGUUCCAGAGGCCGUACCUUCUUUAAUCUUUCUUUUUCUUUUUUUUCGUUUUUUUCGCAAAAUUGAAGGCCUUCUCUUUGGCGGAUUUCUUUCAGCAGAUCCUAAACGCUAGAAGUAUAACCCCUUCCCCCCUCCCACCUCGAUCAUUAAACCAUACGAGCAUUCAUUCUUUCUUUCUUCGGUUUUAAUAGCGGGAGUUUCUUUCCUACUCAGUUUUCUGCUAAGAAAUUUCGAAUCUUUCACGUUUUCUCUCAACCGAUCAAUCAGUGACUCGACCGAUCACACAUAGUAUACGAGGAAGAAAAUGGACGAACGAAUCUUAGAAAACGAGAGGCUUCAAAUGGAGCAGAUAAGGGAACUUGACUUGGAGGAACUACAGGUCGAGGAAGUCGAUGACACUCAUAACUCAUCCGACGACGACUCCGAUCCAAGUCGCCAUGGAGACGGAGGGAUAGGUUCACAUGGUGGAUUGACAUUUGACGCAUGCUUGGCUUCCUUGCAUACAUAUCUUGGAGAGGUUGAAGAUACUCAUCGUAGAUUAGCUUUCCUGGAUGGUGGUGCCAUAUUGAACCUUCCAAUGUUUUACCUCGAAGGAGCUGUUCUGUUUCCAGAGGCCACCCUUCCAUUAAGAGUCAUCCAACCUAGAUUUAUAGCUGCUGUGGAAAGAGCAUUAAAUCAAGCUGAUGCUCCUUACACUAUAGGUGUGGUUCGUGUUCAUAGGGGUCCUGAUGAUCAAAGGUUACACUUUGCAACCAUUGGGACAACUGCAGAGAUUAGGCAAUACAGAAGGUUGGAGGAUGGUUCAUUGAAUGUAGUUACCCGUGGCCAACAGCGAUUUUAUUUGCAGCGCCGUUGGAUAGAUGUUGAAGGAGCACUAUGUGCAGAGGUCCAGAUCAUCCAGGAAGAUUUGCCUUUGAGGACACCAAGGAAUGCAUUUGGAGAACUGGCAUCUGUAAGCAACUUGUGGAGCCGUAGCCUCUCAUGUUCACGUAAUUCUCGUGCAAAAUGGCAUAAAUCUCAGUGUGAGGAGAAUGACUCUGAGUCCAUGUCUGAGACAAGUUUCGAGAGUGAUCUAUCACCAACAGAGAUGAGAAUGCACAAAUCUGCUAUUGAUUCCACUAAUUCGUUUGAUAGGAUUGAUGAAAUGAUGAGUAGUGAUGAUGAAGGAUUUGAACUUGUGUCUGGCAGCCAGUUGGGAAGAUAUCAUUCUAAUGAAUUCAGAGGGUCAUCACAACAUUGUAUUAUUGACAGGGGGAGUGAAAGUGAAGACACUAGUCCAGGUAUUGGUAAUCAGUUCACUCCAGGAAAAAUAUCACACCAAUCAUGCAAAGGUGAAAGAUGGAAAAAGAAAGGUUUACUUUCUGACUCAAAUUGGGCAUAUAGAGUUCCAAAGUCAUAUUGGCCUAAUUGGGUUUACCAGAUGUAUGAUUCCUAUUAUCUUGCUCGAAGGGCAGCAGAUAUGUGGAGGCAGAUAAUAGGGGUUCCAAGCAUGGAUGAUCUUGUAAAGAAGCCUGAUCUUUUGUCAUUUUUUAUUGCUAGUAAAAUUCCCAUUUCAGAUUCUACAAGGCAAGAACUGCUAGAGAUUCAUGGGAUUUCUUAUAGAUUACGUCGUGAAAUUGAGUUACUGGAAUGCUUUGAUCGUGUUCGCUGUAAAAACUGUCAGACUGUAAUUGCAAAACGAAGCGAUAUGUUGGUGAUGUCCAGCGAUGGGCCUCUUGGUGCGUAUGUGAACCCAUAUGGUUUUGUGCAUGAGAUCAUGACACUCCAAAAGGCAAAUGGCUUAGCACUUAUGGGGCGUCCACAUACAGAAUAUAGCUGGUUUCCUGGGUAUGCAUGGACAAUUGCCACCUGUGCAACUUGUGAAUCACAAAUGGGUUGGCUUUUUACUGCCACCAACAAGAAGUUGAAACCAAGAUCCUUUUGGGGGAUUCGGAGCUCACAAGUUGCGGAUGACAUGCGCAGUUCCCAAGUUGCUGAUGAUAGGCGCUGAAACUUGAAAGGAUUCUGAGUUUUCUACUAGCAGUCUAGGAGAUGACAUGCACAACUCCCAAGUCGCCAACUGCAGGUUCUGAAAUGCGGAAACGUUGAAGUUGCCUCAGAUGAUCCCUAACAAAAGAAUACUAAAUUCAUGACUUACGAAAAUGGGGUAACACCUGCUACAAUUGAUAAGUUGUAUCCCAGAAGCCUUGAUUAGUUUGAAUGCAACGACAUAUAUAAAUCUGUGUUGUCGGUAGUUCCUAUGCCUUGUAUUGAUCUAGAUCACAGUAUCAAUAUGUGUAAUCAACGGCACAUAUACUUCUAAGAAUUUGAGUUAGGUAUACAAUACAAGCUCGUGUCCCCAGGGGAUGGUAUACAUAAAGAUGCUACAGUUCUUGGGUGCCGAAUUAUCAUACAAUGCAUCCAGAAUCCGUCUCAACAUCGUUGGAUCCUGUUGAGAGCAUCAUUUUUGGUUAGAAGGUUAGAGCACCUUGAUACCUUAUGGUUUGUCCUGUGGGAUUUGGAGCUCGUCACUCCGGGAAUGUAUAGGAAAUUAAUAGAUUGUUGUUCAUCACAAGUCACAACCCAAAUCGCAAAAUUAAUUUGAACAAAGAGCAAAACUAGCGCAACUGAGCAAGUGGCUGUCAGCUGGGGUGGCGUUGUGGCAAUUUUCUCCCCCAAACCCACCCAUUUAAGUUGUAUUUUUUUGUUGUAGUUUCAAGAAAAUUGGAUUAAAUGGUGUGGAAGAGUAUUAUUUGUUCGAUAUGAAAACACACUUUUUCUUAGUUGUAUGGUUAUUUUCUUUUUCCUUUUUUUAAGUGGAAUCAGAAUGCCUCCUCGAACCUUUUCCUUUCA